AUGAAGAAGAUGAGGCAGAUCAUUGUUUCAAGGGCAGCUGGCGUUGAUGGUGACAACUUGGACAAUGGGCAUUAUUGUGCUUCCCAUAUGCGUAGACUUAUUGGUCAUGAGGGUUCAAUAUUUCGCAUUGUUUGGUCUUUGGAUGUCUUGCCUGGGGGAAAGGUACGCGAGGCUUCUGCAUUAGAUGACUGGGUUGCUCUUGGAGAUGGGAAAGGGAAUAUGACACUUGUUCGGGUUAUUGGUGAUAUGUAUAACCCACUUGCGGGAUCAAAUCAAAGUUGGAGAGACAACUUCUUGGGACCUUCUGGUGCAAAUCAUUAG
Messenger RNA from Microthlaspi erraticum, 321 nucleotides. NCBI's taxonomy places the organism in Eukaryota, Viridiplantae, Streptophyta, Magnoliopsida, Brassicales, Brassicaceae. The record is from the annotation of a GenBank genome assembly.